This is a messenger RNA of Phytophthora sojae, 918 nucleotides long. RefSeq lists its product as hypothetical. Bases 1 to 918 code for a protein of 305 amino acids. The record is from RefSeq and is a predicted model, not a curated record. NCBI's taxonomy places the organism in Eukaryota, Oomycota, Peronosporomycetes, Peronosporales, Peronosporaceae. The transcript has a single exon.
AUGCUCAGCAAGACGGUCUGCGCGCUGUGUGUGGCAGCUGUGGCGUUCUCUACCGGCGCCGUAGACGCAUCGGCCGAGGUGGCCCAGACUUACGGGCGGCUCGCCCACGACAGCUACGGCAGACCGGACGCCUACGGAAGGACUGCCAGCACGUACGGUAGGGUCAACGACGACGCUGUCAGACACAACAACGGCGGAUACGGCCAGCCGGUUAAUGCGUAUGGCCGACGCAGUGAUUCCUACGACAAGGUGGAUGACGACGCCAAGCGCCAUGGCGUUUAUGGCAAGGUGGACGACGACGACGCCAAGCGCAAUCGCAUCUACGGCCAGCCUGUGCACAACUACGACCGCCCCAACACUGGUUACAACAACAAGGUCGAGGACGACGCCGACAAGCGGAACCGCGUAUAUGGUCGGCCCAUGAACAACUACGACCGACCCGGCACUGCCUAUGGCAAAGUGGACGACGAUGCCGUCAAGCGCAACAACGGCGCAUACGGCAAGGUGGACGACGACACGAAGCGCAACGGCGUAUACGGCAGAUCUGCAAACAACUACGGCCGCCCCAGCACUGUGUACGGCAGGGUGGAUGACGACACCACCAAGCGCAACGGCGUGUACGGUCGGCCCGCCAAUCGCUACGGAGACGCAGCGCCGAGCACGGGCGUCUACGCCGGCGCGCCUGCCAACAAUGGUGCUGGCGGUAACGCGGGCCCAGACGUGAAUGCGGCGGAUACGGGUGUGUAUGGCGGUGCGAAGGGCGUUUCAGCCGACGCUACUACUGCGGCAGCCGCCACGCCUGCUGCCGCUGCUGCUCCGACGGGCAAGGCCGACGUGGGCGUCUCGCAGAACGCGGACCCCUCACAGGCAACGCAAACGGCCUUGCAGACUGGCAAUUACCGCCGCUUGCGCGCGUAA